CAGUUCGUCAAAAAACGAGAAGGAAAAAGCCUUAGCCCCAGGAGGUGAGAAAGAUAUUUUCUACGCUUGUUUCUACACUUUACUUUUUCUUUUAUUUUCACCCCAUUGAAAGGAUAGAAACAUGCUCAAUUAUUCCUUCAAUAAGGGCCAAAUUUAUGUGUAGUGGAUAAUGAUUAGACUUCCUGUGCUGGCAUGGCGGACAUGCCCUAAACUGUAGCUGUUUACACAGAAUGGUUUCUCCGUUCUGCUUAUCGUUAUUCUGGAGUCUGGGUUCUCAAUUUUAAUCCGCAAGUUCGUCUUUGAUUUUUGUUUUCUGGACUUCUGUUUCAUCGAUGCCUGGUUUGAAUUUGAGAUCCGUCCUUUGUUUCGAGAAUUUCAGAUGGGCUUCCCCUGCUCAGAGAGCAAUGCGGGAGGUCCAGCUUGGAUCCCAUACUGUUAGAUCCCAUGGAGUUGCAGUGGCAAGGACACACAUGCAUGACUGGCUGAUUCUAUUCCUUCUUGCUGUGACGAUAGGUAUUCUGAAUGCUAUUCACCCAUUUUACCGAUUCGUUGGGAAAGAUAUGAUGGAUGAUCUCAAGUAUCCAUUCAAGAACAACACCGUUCCUUUUUGGGCAGUACCUGUGUAUGCUGUUUUGUUGCCAAUAAUCAUCUUUGUGGUAGUCUAUUUUCGUCGAAGGGAUGUCUAUGACCUCCAUCAUGCAAUACUGGGUCUCUUAUUUUCUGUUCUUGUGACUGGAGUUAUCACAGAUUCCAUAAAAGAUGCAGUUGGUAGACCUAGACCGGACUUUUUUUGGCGUUGUUUUCCAGAUGGAAAGGAUGUUUAUGAUAAAUGGGGAAAUGUUGUAUGCCAUGGAGUUGAAAAUGUCCUAAAGGACGGGCAUAAGAGUUUUCCAAGUGGGCACACUUCUUGGUCAUUUGCCGGUCUUGGAUAUCUGUCGCUGUACUUAGUUGGGAAGAUAAAAGCAUUUGAUAGCCGGGGGCAUGUUGCCAAACUGUGUUUGAUAUGGGUUCCUCUCACAGCAGCGGCCUUAGUUGGGAUUUCUCGAGUGGAUGACUACCGGCACCACUGGCAAGAUGUGUUUGCCGGAGGUCUACUUGGUCUUACAGUUGCCACAUUUUGCUACUUGCAGUUCUUUCCACCUCCUCACCAUGUCCAAGGCUGGGCAACAUAUGCGUAUUUUCGGGCACUGGAGGAGAGUAACGGAGCUAUACAUGCCAACAGCGGUGGUGUGGGGCCCACCGAAGCUCGAGUCGAAAAUCUAGGAGGCGAAAGAGCCCAUGGUACGUUCAUGGGGAUUGGUUUAGCUGAUGAGGAUGUGGAGUCUGGCGGCGGUAGGUAUUCUUGAAUCUUGACCACUAACUAGUAACUAGACUAGAUCAAUGGAAUGAAUAGGCUCAAUUUUUUUUUGACAAACAAACUAGUCGUAGAAGAAGAAGAAGAAGAAGGCUUUUACUUGUAUAUAUUUGUCUUUGCGAACCACGGAGUACAAUAAAAUUUGUCUUGCCUGUAAGACAGAUUGACAUUGGCUAUUCACCAGUUACUAUUCUGGCAUCACGAUGCUUUCAGAAAAUUUCCCAUACCCAUUAGAUAAUAGAUAUGGUACUUCGUU
Molecule: messenger RNA, 1610 nt
Organism: Cuscuta campestris
Lineage: Eukaryota; Viridiplantae; Streptophyta; Magnoliopsida; Solanales; Convolvulaceae
Source: the annotation of a GenBank genome assembly